This is a messenger RNA of Scomber japonicus (chub mackerel), 2536 nucleotides long. RefSeq lists its product as uncharacterized. The record is from RefSeq and is a predicted model, not a curated record. The transcript is spliced from 3 exons. NCBI's taxonomy places the organism in Eukaryota, Metazoa, Chordata, Actinopteri, Scombriformes, Scombridae. Gene Ontology annotation, biological process: negative regulation of protein kinase activity. Gene Ontology annotation, molecular function: protein kinase binding; calcium-dependent protein kinase inhibitor activity. The coding region runs from base 505 to 765 and encodes 86 amino acids.
UAUUGAAGGUGCGUAAUUACGCGCUGAGCUCACGAAACUUUGGCACACCUCCGCUGUAUAAUCCAAAGUGUCAGCAUAGUCGCUUAUAUCAACCGCACGGUGACGUCCGCAUGCCGAUAUGAGUCAAGACAAAAUACGAGGAAAUCCCCAAGGCCAAGAAAACAACGACAGGCCCCUUUAAAUCGACGCUUCCUCGCUGUUGUGCUGAGAGACAGAGAGAGGGGGAGAGAGAGAGGGAGAGAGAGAGAGAGCGAGAGAGCUCUGAUAAACAACAACACGAUUCUCAGAAGCCGCUUUUACCGGAUUCAGCUCUUUACUGCGGCCUCGGUUGAGAAGAAGUGAGGUUACGAGGACUUUCUCGAUCUUAUUUCCAACAUUUUGUCGCCGGCUGUCCAUACAUUCAUUGUUGAAUGCCAUUACGGAAGUGAGAGGCUUUCCGACACGACACAACGCUUGGGCAGUGAGGACAUCUAGUGGCCAAUCAGGAGAAGACGCCUUCUCGAGAUGUACGGAGCUUCAGGUAUCCCCGAGCUCAUCCCACCCAGCGGGCCACCCCGGCAGCCCGGCCCGGCUGGACAGUACAACCCGGGACACCCCCAGGUCAACGGCCACGGCGGUGGGUCCAACCCUCAGAGACUCGGGCAGAGAGCACCAAAGCUGGGUCAAAUUGGUCGGUCCAAGAAAGUGGACCUGGGCGAUGAGGACUUGGAUGACAUCAUGAACAACAACGGGCAGUGUCCUGUAUCCCUGUCACCCAUCUCCUAAACUUCACCGAGAAGUGCCAAAAAGAAAAAAUCCCCCCGGGAUGCCAAAACUCCUCAUCAGUGCUCUUGGCCUUGAUCCUGUCAAGUGUCCUAACGAAGCUUCUGAUGGCUCAACAAGGCACAAAAAUGGCUUAUUUAGCGCCAGCUGAAGCCUAGGCCCUCUUUGUAAAUAGUCUUUAUUUAACUUAACCUUUGGUCAGACUGUGAAUGAAUUGUAUUGCAUUGCCCUCUACUCUAUACCUCGGUAGGUACUAGACUGUCAGGACUUGAGAAAGAUUUGAAGGAAGUGUCUAUAUUUUUUCAGAGCUUCUUAACAAGGGCUACAUUUCUAAAGUUGCACUAAGCAAAUGGUUAGAUGAGAAGCAGCCUCUCACCAGCCUGGUUUCUGGUAUGGGUUACUGAUUGUCUGUGGGUUGGUCGUGUGAGGGAACACAAGCCUGUAAAUGUGUACCACACAGGUGAAAUGUUACGCUUAGGUUGUGCAAUGACUAUCACUCUCUACUCUCACACUGAUGCAAGUGAUGUACUAUUAUCCAGUGGAUGAAAGCUCGCUAUAUACAGGGGGGGAAAAAACUACUGCUAAUUAUUUAUUGUUUAAAAAAACGAGAAGAAACACUCUGUUGUGUUGAUAUGGCUUCUACAUGUUUUUUACUUGUUUUCGAAUGAAUAUUGCUUUAGUCAUCUAUAACUGAGAUGUAUUAUGUUUCCAAAUGGUGCACUUUGUGGGAAUGCCUGUUAUGUGCAGUGACAUGUUGCAGAAUUCUAUGCAUGAAGUCUGUUAAAGCAUCAAAACACGUAACUGGUAUCCCGUUAUUAAGGGCUAUGUAGUAAACCACGCCACCGUUUUGCUCUUUAGAUCUUGCGGAGUCAACACUUCUCUCGAGCUCAUUGUUAGCUUGAGUUGCAGACUCAGCAGGAAAAUAUCAUAAACAACUGACUUAUGGAGGGUUUGUUUGUUUUUUAAAGGCAGGGUUUCCCGAAUUGGCCAGACAACUGUGAUUAAAAAGAAGAAUAUGUACAGCUCUAAAUGUUUUAAAUAAAUUGCCAAAUGAUAUUUAACGCUACAUCAGAUUGAAAUCAUUCAACGUAAUUCUGAUUGGCUUAUCAUGAUGAACAACACCUAUUUUGUACGAAUAUGUAGUUGUGUAGCAGUACAAAGUGCUUGCUUAACUACAGCUAGAUGAGGUAAUGGCGUGUUUGAGGUUGAGGUGGACUAUUUAAAGAUAAUGUCAGCCUGCACCUUUAUAAUUACAGUAUGGGAUCAUGGGAAGCAAAUGACAGCUUAUAAUUAGCUCUCACUGCUGAGACAAUCCUACACUGACGUGCUUUGGGUCAUCUGGGUUUUUUUAAAAGAUGCACCUAAUGACAUAUUUUUGCUUACAAAGGCUCAUGCUGAUGUCAUGUUACUUUGUUGGCUGUGAAAUUGUUACUACUUCACUUUUUUUUCUGUGUCAUCAAAGCACUGCGUUUCACAGCUCAUUCUCUGACUCAAAGAUUGUUGUUUGGAUUGUGGUGGCCGUUUGCAUGGAAAUGGUCGACUUUUCUUAAUGCAUCUCGGGAAAUAAAGGAUGAAUCUUUGUGAAAUAUUUUGUAUAGUGUGGUAUUUUAAUAUACCAUUGACAUGUUUUCUCUGCUAAAUGUGUUCUAAAAGGGCGAAUCCAGGGAUGAGGUGAUAAAAAAACAGCAUCAGAUGCAUUCACAUAACUUUCAGUGAUAAUUGUUUUUUCACUAGUCCUCUUUUCUAUCGCAUUGAAUGCAGUGUAGUAGAGCAU